Sinocyclocheilus anshuiensis is the source of this 1284-nucleotide messenger RNA. RefSeq names its product serine/threonine-protein kinase ULK4-like. The annotation marks the transcript as partial. NCBI's taxonomy places the organism in Eukaryota, Metazoa, Chordata, Actinopteri, Cypriniformes, Cyprinidae. The record is from RefSeq and is a predicted model, not a curated record. The transcript is spliced from 13 exons.
AUGUCACAUUAUCUCCACAGCCUGCAUUUGGCCCCUGUGUCUUCUCAGACGGCCGAGGAAGCCCAGACAGCACCUGCUGACCCUGCCAGCCCAAACCUCAGCAAGUCUUUCACAUUAGGUAAUGCAGCAGAUAUGAGAGUCAGCACGUCAUGCCCCACUGCUACACUUCAUGUGCCCUCAAAGGGCCUCAGCUCAAGACCAACUCCCAGAACAAGCAACACAGCUCGACAGACAGAAGACAAAAGCUCUGAAAUUCAAGAAUCCAGUGUUAUGGUGGAGGAGCAGAGUGACAUGAAUGCCAGCAUUAAAUCCCUUUUAUACACAGACAGUGACCUUACAGUGACUCCCAUCAUGGAUAACCCAAAGAUUUUAAAGACUUCUCCAGUUCGUUUUGACCCCAAAACGCUUUGCGUAUCAGCACACUCAGCUGAACGGUUGUCCUGUCUGAACUCGGAGGACUGGUCUCAGUUCCUGCAACAGGUGUGUGCUGUUCUGGAGUCAGUAGACCGGGCUGGAUCAGCCAAUGCCACAGCACCACGCACUAAACUCAACCUGCUCUGUUACCUCUGCACUGUCUGUAACCACAGAGAGACGGCCACACGCCUCAUACACUCCCAGCUGUUCCCUGUGCUGGUUCAACAGAUGCGACAUGCUCCGAACUGGGAUAUAAGGAGCAAAGUGAUGCGAGUGAUUGGACUGAUGGCCUCCCACUGCACAGAGCUCAGAGACGACGUUCCUGUCAGAGAAGCAGUGGCCAUGUUCACAGAACUGAUCCGAGAGAACUUCAGGAGCAGUAAAUUGAAACAAUGCUUGAUUCCACCCCUGGGUGAGCUGCUCUACCUCAUUGCUACACAGGAAGAGAAGAAAGAGCGCCCAGGAGGAUUGUGGGUCGUUCCUGCUGCCGCCUACACCGUGUUAAUGAGGUGCCUUCGGGAAGGGGAGGAGUUGGUGGUAAACCACAUGGCUGCCAAAACCAUAGAGAACGUGUGCAGCCGUGAGUCUCAAUACGCUCAGGGAUUCAUCAUUGCAGAGGUGGGACCUGCACUCUGGUAUCUGUUCACACACUCCACAGUGGAUGCACUCAGGAUCAGCGCUAUAUCUGCUCUGUGUAAAAUAACACGCCAAUCUGCGGGGGCCUUCCAGAGUGUGAUUGACAAGGUGGGAUUACCCAGCAUCCUAAAUUGUCUGGUGUCAGGCAUCAGCCGUGUCCAGCAACACAUGCUCACUAUGUUCGCUGCCAUGUUGGCAUCAGGAGCACAUUCCCACAGACUGGUACAGGACCGG